Homarus americanus (American lobster) is the source of this 1221-nucleotide messenger RNA. Its product is annotated as frequenin-1-like. Gene Ontology annotation, molecular function: calcium ion binding; calcium sensitive guanylate cyclase activator activity. Bases 1 to 531 code for a protein of 176 amino acids. The transcript has 8 exons. The record is from RefSeq and is a predicted model, not a curated record. Lineage: Eukaryota; Metazoa; Arthropoda; Malacostraca; Decapoda; Nephropidae.
AUGAGGUUCUUGGCGGCGCCGUGGCGGAGUGUCACUGACAAGGAGAUUAAACAAUGGCACAAGGGGUUCCUAAAAGAUUGUCCAAAUGGCCUGCUAACAGAAACGGGCUUUAUCAAGAUCUACAAACAGUUUUUCCCACAAGGUGAUCCAACCAAGUUCGCCUCCUUAGUUUUUCGGGUCUUUGAUGAGAACAACGACGGAUCGAUCGAGUUUGAGGAGUUUAUUCGCGCGCUUUCGAUCACAUCCAGAGGAAACGUGGAUGAGAAAUUACUAUGGGCGUUCAGGUUAUAUGACGUUGACAACGAUGGUUUUAUUACAAGAGAGGAGAUGUAUUCUAUAGUGGAUGCAAUAUAUCAGAUGGUGGGUCAGGCACCAGAACCAGACGAUGAGAAUGCCCCACAGAAGAGAGUUGACCAGAUUUUCUCACAAAUGGACAAGAAUCACGACGAGAAAUUAACUUUAGAAGAAUUCAAGGAAGGUUCAAAAGCUGAUCCACGUAUAGUUGAAGCCCUGUCCCUUGGUGAUAACUGAGGCCCUUGAAGCCCUGUCCCUUGAUGAUAACUGAGGCCCUUGAAGCCCUGUCCCUUGGUGAUAACUGAGGCCCUUGAAGCCCUGUCCCUUGGUGAUAACUGAGGCCCUUGAAGCCCUGUCCCUUGAUGAUAACUGAGGCCCUUAAAAUCCUGUCCCUUGGUGAUAACUGAGGCCCUUCAAAUCAUUUUAUUCUUAAGUUCUUCUCAAUGGUGUACUCGAGGGUAAAGUCUAUCUUGAAAUGUCUCCAGAAGGGGUGGUGUGUGAUUUUGUACAUGGUUUGAGUCUGAAGUCGAGUGUGAGGUUUUCUACAAGGGUUAGCUGAAGAACAAGUCAAGUAUGAGCUUUCUACAAGGGUUAGCUGAAAAACAAGUCAAGUAUGAGCUUUCUACAAGGGUUAGCUGAAGAACAAGUCAAGUAUGAGCUUUCUACAAGGGUUAGCUGAAGAACAAGUCGAGUAUGAGGUUUCUACAAGGGUUAGCUGAAGAACAAGUCAAGUAUGAGCUUUCUACAAGGGUUAGCUGAAGAACAAGUCGAGUAUGAGCUUUCUACAAGGGUUAGCUGAAGAACAAGUCGAGUAUGAGCUUUCUACAAGGGUUAGCUGAAGAACAAGUCAAGUAUAAGCUUUCUACAAGGGUUAGCUGAAGAACAAGUCGAGUAUAAGCUUUCUACAAGGGUUAGCUGAAGAACAAG